Sitodiplosis mosellana (orange wheat blossom midge) is the source of this 8429-nucleotide messenger RNA. It is a transcript of the gene Nipped-B, whose product is annotated as nipped-B protein. Gene Ontology annotation, biological process: establishment of protein localization to chromatin; establishment of mitotic sister chromatid cohesion; replication-born double-strand break repair via sister chromatid exchange. Gene Ontology annotation, molecular function: chromatin binding. Gene Ontology annotation, cellular component: Scc2-Scc4 cohesin loading complex. The record is from RefSeq and is a predicted model, not a curated record. The transcript is spliced from 21 exons. The coding region runs from base 756 to 7274 and encodes 2172 amino acids. Lineage: Eukaryota; Metazoa; Arthropoda; Insecta; Diptera; Cecidomyiidae.
AUAUAGGUUUGUUUCACUCCGUUGCAUGUGCCCAGACACGAAUGCAACGCAUAUAGCUGUCUCACGCAAAUGAGCUUGUUCCGUACUUUCUUUCUCGCUUCGUAAAAGUCAAACGAAGAAAGAGGAAAAAAACUCGCAGAGUGAAUCCAAACAUUCGUCGCCAUUACAUUUUCAGUCAUAAUAACGGAGCAGAAGAAAGACAUAAGACGAGUAAAUCAUUGUGUAUUGCCUGAAAAUAAUAGAAAUAAAUAAAAUUAGCUCGUUUCACUUCGUAACAUCGAACAUCAUUGUUAUCCCUCCGCAUAAAUAGUUUCAAUAGAGAAAAAAAUAAAUUCGAAAGAAAUAAUCAACUACCUAGUGUAUAAAGAGAAAAAUAAAAAUUGUGUGUAUACGAAAGAAAAGGGAGAGAAAAAUCGAACGAAAAUAAAAUAAAUAAAAAAAAUGUUGCAAUUGCAUCGGAACAAAUGUGAAUGAAACAGAGAAAAAUAAUAAAAAGAAUCGGUUUCGGUAUUUCUGUGUGUGAUUUUCAUUAUUUUUUUUUCUUUCAUUCGUUCUUCCGUUCAUUUCGUAUUUUCUGUUGGUGAAUUUUUUUCAAUUUGGAGUGCGACAAAUUCAAUUGGUGAUUAUACAGAGGCGAAAAUAAUGUUUGAUACGAUUGCAAUCUGUGCGAUAUCCACAACGAAGAAAUAUUUUUUUGAAAAUUGUACGGCAAGCAAAUUACAUUUCAAUCCAAAAGAAACACAUCACAGCCAAACAUGAAUGACCGUGAAAUCCCGAGUGUACCAGUAACCACGCUAGCUGGUCUAGCAAGUGUGUCCGACUUGCUAAGCGAGCUUCCAAUAUCAGAAUCAUCGGUUGGUACGCCGUCAAAAAAGUCAUUACUCUUUCAUCCGCGUGUCGCUGAAGAGGCCAACCAUUUGCUGUCUAUGAAAGAUGAUGCACUAACACGCCAGCUAACUGCAGCACUCGAACAAACAAAUGCAGAUCACAUCGAACUGAAGCCGCAAUAUGUGGAGCAACAACCUUCCGUAACGAAUAUGAAUGAGUUGCCGCACCUGCUGCAGGCAAUACUCCAGAUCAAGCAAAAUGUUUUCAAAACGGGCGGUCAGCAAUAUCAACAUCAAAGACCACCCACCCAAACUAAUCACAUGUAUCAACAUGCCCAAAAUUUGAACUCAGCGCAAAAUUCGAUGCAACAAAAUUCAUUUUGUUCAGCAGGAAAUCAAAUGCAAUGGAACCAACAACAGCAACAGCAACAGCAACAACAGCAAUACUCGGCACAAUUACAGUCAUUCAAUUCACAAAAUCCAAUGAUGCACACACAACAACAGAUGCAAUAUCAACAACAGCUACAGCAGCAGCAACAGCAGCAAAUCUAUAAUUCACAAAAUCAAAUGAUGAACUCCACGCAACACAUGCAGUAUACACAACAAAUUCAGCAACAACAAAUCACUCCGAAUCAGAUGCCACAGCCGAUGGUUGUCAAGCAGGAGUACCCAAAACCAGAAUAUUCAUACGGAAAUAUGGAUCAACGGCCACAAGAUGCCUAUGGAGUGCAGCAAAAUAUGUAUGAGAUGCCGCAACAGGUUAUUCCAUCGCAGCUGCACCAGCCGUAUCAAGCGGCAGAACAGAGUCAGCAACAGCAACAACAUCAUCAACAACAACAACAACAACAACAAUCGUACCAAUCUGUUAUACAAAAUCAGACACAGCCUAUUCAAAACGUCGCACAUCACCAAACACCGCUUGGAAUGCCGCAACAGCAGCAGCAACAGCAACAACCACUACCAACACAACAACAACAGCAGCAGACGCUCCAACAAGGUGCGAAUCAAAAUUCAGCAUUCGAUACAUUUGAUAGCAUCAAAUCGGCAGCUCCAGCGCAACAGUCACACGCGAACCGUUAUGCAAACAACAUCGGAGCGCAGAAUCAUAAACUCGGUGGUCGGCCACACAACAACGAUUUCAAUCAGCAAUUGGGACUAGUAAAACCAGAGAUGCAUCAAUCAUACCAGCAGAGAACGAACAAUCAACUGCAGGCCAUCAAUGAGAUCCUGAUGAAGAGUAAAUCAGCACUCAACAACCUGCAGAAGAAUCAAGAGCAUAUGAAGGUGUUCCCAGAAGAUCCACCGCCACCGCCAAAACCGGCGCCGGGCCACUCAUCAAACGAUAAAAAAUCGCUGAAAAUCCAAUUGAACCGACUGCAUCCGGAGCAUAUCGAACAAAUGGGCAAAAGUGUGUCGGAAUUUGCGAAAAAUUCACCGGAAUCAGCAAAGAAACUGGGUGUGAUCAAAGACGAAGUGGAUCUCUUCUCACUCAUGAAAGCCGAUGAACGGAAUCUGAAACGAAAACCGGCAGAUAAUGACGUUUGCCCGUUUUCACAGCCGAAGCUCAAGCGAAUUUGCCAAGACAGUAGCCCGAAGGCCAAUCACGAAGAUGUGCACAAAUCGCAAACCUACCAACAAUUCGUUCGUAAUAUGGAAAAUGAGAUCGAACAUUUGCAGGAAACGGAACAUUUUUACAACAACGACGAUGUUGAUUACCACAACGAUUGCAUUUCGAAGAAAACACUCAAUCAGCUAUCGAGUGAUGUGGCCAAACUGAAAGCAAAGGGUGUUGUUGACGCGCUCAACAAAAACAAAUUGACGCUUUUGAUUAAUUUUGCCAUGCGUAAUGUGGAUGUAGUGAAGAAUCUAUCAGCCGGUCCGGAUAUCGAAGACGAUAGCGAGGAGCAAAUUGAUAAAAUUUUGGAUGCGGCCGAAGCAUGUCUACUGGUUUGCAAUUUGUACUCAACGACAAAAGAUGUGAAAUUUCUGCAAGAGGAUAACAUGGAUAAAAUUGUGAAAUUCGCUCAAUUGCAAAUGCGUGAAACGAUCUUUCCGACAUUUGAUCCGGUGUUCUCGUUGCGAAGCACCAAAAAACCGGAUGGCCGUAAAAAGAACAAGAACCACAACGUAAACAAUAAUCAUGGUGUAAAUGUGUCGCGCAAAGUGCAACUGUUGUAUAAUAAAUUGGUGGAGUUGACGCGCAUUUUUGUCACAUUAUUUGACAAAUGUACGUUCAUCGACACGAUCGUGCUGGCUGUGUCAACACUGGCCGUUGAACCGUUCUUCGUAGAUAACAUUGAAGCCAUGCAAUUCGCUUGUCUCGAACUGAUUACAACGAUAUUCCGCAAAGAGACCUAUGUGAACUAUCGAAAUAGUAUUUUGAAUGAUAUUUUCGCAUCGGUCGAUCGUCUGCCGCAAUCCAAACGCAAUAUGCGACCGUACAAACUGUCACAUAAUGGCGGGAGUAUUCAGAUGAUAACCGCAUUGGUGUUACAGCUGAUUCAGAGUUCAACCGUGCUAGCGGAUACGUUGUGUGACACGAGCAAAUCACGGAAGAAGAUUAACCAAGGCGAUAUGGAUGCCAAAUUCGAUAAAGACGUCAUUGUGAAGGAGAAACAUGACAUUGCAUUGAGCAUUGGCGGCAAUUUCUUAACCACUUUCCUCGACAAAUGCAAGUCACGAUCGAGUGAAACCGAUUUUCGGCCGCUGUUUGAGAAUUUCAUCACCGAUCUACUGACCACAGUCAAUCGACCGGAGUGGCCAGCUUCGGAGCUGCUGCUCAGUCUGUUGGGCACACUUUUAGUGAAGUAUAUGUCAGACAAAACGAUGGAUCAAUCGAUACGAGUGGUUUCGUUAGAAUACCUUGGAAUUGUGGCCGCACGGCUGCGAAAGGACACCGUCGAAUCUCGAUGUAAGGUCGAUACAAUGGAUCAACUCAUUAAAUGCAUCAAAUUAGAACAAGAGAAGGAGAAUGAUUUGGACAAUGAUGAGUGCAAAAUCGUGGUCGAUCCAGAGGAAGAACGUACUGAAUUUCUUCAGCGCAUUCUACUCGAUUUUCUGGCUGUCAAUGCACACGAAGACAAUUUGGUGUACGAUUACGCUCGGCAUUUUUAUCUGACGCAAUGGUAUCAGGAUGCACAGCAGCGAAAGAAACGUGUUGCUCAAGGUGAAAAAGGAUUUGCAUCGCGUAAAAAGCAAACGAAGAAAAAUCGCAAGUACCGAGACUCCGAAUCAUCGCUGGACGAUGAUAGCGAUGAUGAUGAUAAUGUUAAAGAGAUCAAACCCGGUGGCACCGAUCAGGAACUCAAUUUGGAAAUCUUUCGAUUGCUUGACAAUCGCAAAAAGUAUUUGCUGUCGAAAAUCAGCUCAUUCUCACCCAAUAGCAAUGUGCAAGACAUAAAAACCUACAUCGAUUACAACAAUGCUAAUUUGAUUGCACAGUAUUUGGCUAGUAAACGACCGUUUUCGCAAAGUUUUGACAUUUAUUUGCAGAAAAUUAUUCUAGUGGUGCGUGAACCAUCGAUCGGUAUUCGUACGAAAGCAAUGAAAUGUUUGGCCUUAAUCGUUGAGGUGGAUCCAUCGAUAUUGACGCGAAAAGACAUGCAAAUCGGUGUAAGUCAAAAGUUUUUAGACACAUCGAUAUCGGUGCGUGAAGCGGCCGUUGAUCUGGUGGGCAAAUAUGUGCUUAACAGUCCAGAGUUGAUUAUUCAGUAUUACGAUAUGUUGUCGAAACGAAUACUCGAUACGGGUGUCUCGGUCAGAAAACGGGUCAUUAAAAUUCUGCGCGACAUUUGCAUUGAAUAUCCAAAUUUCACCAAAAUACCAGAAAUCUGCGUGAAAAUGAUUCGACGCGUCAAUGACGAAGAGGGCAUUCAGAAAUUAGUCACCGAAGUUUUCAUGCGAAUGUGGUUUACACCGUGUGCGGACAAUGACAAGGCAUCGAUUCAACGAAAAAUCAACCAGAUGAUUGACGUUGUCAGCAUGGCACAUGACACUGGCCUUCAAUGGCUCGAUGGCCUUUUGACAAGCAUAUUCACACCGAAGGAAGAAAAAGACAUCGAUCGAACGGCGAAUGCGCCAAAGAAAGAGCCACCGAAAGAGGUAGUGAAAGCGUGUCAACAGAUCGCCGACGGAUUAGUGAAUGAAAUUUUAAAGUUUGAAGCGUCUGACAGUAAUAAAGUGUUGAGUUGUGUGACAACAUUACAUUUGCUGGCCAAAGUACGACCAGCGUUGUUGAUCAAUCAUGGCAUCACAUUGGAACCCUAUCUGAAUACGCUUGCAACAACUGCCAAUGGUUUGAAGUUCAUCAGUUGCAUCGCAGAAAUUCUGGAGCAAGUGGUACCACUGAUGGAGCAUCCGAGUGAAUCGUUCUUAGUCGAACUUGAAACACAUUUGAUGGUGUUAGCAUGCAGCCAUAAUCAAGCCGUAGUCAACAGUUGUCUGUCUUGUUUGGGCGCCGUUAUCAAUAAAAUAACAAAAAACUAUCGACUCAUUCGAGAUUGUUUCGUGAGAUUCUACAAGCCAAUCAUCAACAGCCACAAUCAAUUGCAAAAGCAUCCCAGCUAUCCAAUAGCAAACAUUUAUCGGCCGCAAUUCCGUCGAGGUCUGUUCACAAUCGGUUUGAUAAUGCGAUUCUUCGAUUUCAAGCAGCCGACUGUGUACGGUGAAGGUUUGGGUCCAGAAGAAGCCGGUCUGCCGUCGACCAUUUGCAGCGACACAUUCGAGCGUUUGUUCUAUUUUUCGUCAGUGCCCAACCACAAUGAGAUUCGCCGCGAAGCGCUCGUUGCUCUUGGCCAUUUUUGUAUACAGAAUUACGAUUAUUUAGUUGAUACAAAACUGCGUAACUUGUACUGUGAUAUUCUGACAUCGGAGACAUACGAUGUGAGCGUGAAAAUUAUUGUUCUACGCAAUAUUCAAAUGUAUUUAAAUGAUGCGGACAUGUCGAUGUCGAUGAAAGACAAAGAUUGGCAAACACAGUCGUUGGUCGAGAAUCUGUCGGACAUGAAUGAUGUGGCAUCGGGCAUGGCGUCACGAAUCAUUCAAUUAUAUCUCAAGGAAAUUCUGAGCAGCCUACUCCAUCGCGAUGUGAAUGUUCGAUCGAACGCAAUCAAAGUGAUUCAAUUGGUGUUGCAACAAGGUUUGGUGCAUCCAAUGACCAUUGUCCCAUAUUUGAUAUGUCUGAGCACCGAUUCGGUGCGUGAAAAUGCCCAUCGAGCCGAUCAUCAUUUGCAAGAGAUCGACAAAGCGUAUCCUGGUUUUGUACAUAUGAAAUCACAGGCCGGCAUUACGUUGUCAUUUGAACUGCAAACGGUUAUACAAAAUAAGGAGAAAGAACGAAGCGCUGUCGUUCGAGGCUAUUGUGUGCGAAACAAAGACGAACCACCAGCGGCACUGAAUAGUUUUCUUUACUCAUUGCUACGCACAACGAAACCUCAACGACGUGCUUUGAUGCAGGGCAUUGUCAAACAAUUCGACGAACAAAAGACAACAUUGCGACAAAUGAUCUAUUUGGCCGAUAAUUUGGCGUAUUUUCCAUACACGAUGCAAGACGAACCACUGUACAUCAUUCAUCAAAUCGAUUUGCUGAUAACCGUUGCCGGCACCAGUUUACUGCAGACAUUCAAAGAAAAUCUGAAACCAGUUCCAGGCCAGGAACAAAAUGAUCCCAACGCACCGAAAAACAUUCUGGAAGAUGAUGACGAUGAUGAAGAUAUCGAGGCUUUGUUGCACCGACUGCCAGACAGCACAAUCGAACUUCAGAAAUGUAUAACUGCCUCUCAAGGUUGCAUUCUUCUGCUGAUGUUGAAACAACAUCUGAAAGACUUGUACAAAAUCAACGAUAACAAAAUCUCUCGAUACACUCCAUCGGAAAAUGCCAAAGUGUACGAAAAAGCCGUUCACCGUGUUCCAGUGCCGAAUUUCAAUCCGAAACAGACGAUUGACAUCAUAAACUCAGAGCGAUCGCAAGACAUUGAGUUGACAGAGGCUGAGAAGCAGCAUUUGCUCCAACAAUACCUCGAUUUCAAGCAACUCAUGUUGAAGAUCGAUAACGAGGGAUCGGAUGACGAUUCAGACACAGCAAUCAACAAAUCAGCGACAACCACCCCGAAAAAGGUCGAUCCAAAUGAGUAUGGUGGCAAUGCGCAUGCACAAGUUCAACAACCAACAAUUCAUCUAAACAAUGUGAAUAAUGCAAUAAUAGGCAAUGCUGGUCAAACUCCAUUACAAGCUCUUCCUAAGAAUAUGAUGAAUAGCCAUGGUUAUCCGACACCAACGUUGGCCACAGCACCAAAAUCGAUGCCGAUACGCAACACAAUGCAAAAAACGCCAAAACGAAAGCAAUCGCGUAAAUCAGCAUCGCGUGGUGGCAAACGAAGCAAGAAAAAUCAAUUUCGAUCAUCAUCUGAAGACGAUGCCAGUGAUUACAGUGAUGACGAUUACGAAUAGAUCCCCAAGUAAAGGCGCACCAAAUCAAAUCAAACGAAAAACAAACACAGAAAGAACCCACAACGCAUGUCUCUUACAAUCAAUCUAGUUGCUGAACAUAUUUCGCUUUCUUCCCGUAUCAAUCGUGAAAUACUGAACUCUGUCUCUCCCUUUGGUUUGUGGCCAAUCAAUAGGCAAUCCAAACAGAAAAUAUUGUACAAAAAAAGACAAGAAGGUUUAACUCUUUUUUUUUUCAUUUCGAAAUUGUUUUUCCGAUUGGAAAAUGCUUUGGUUCUUUUUUUCCGUUGUUUCUCUCGAAAGAUUUGUUUAUUUUCAUUUUUGGAUGCGCAUUGGGCUAUUUUUUUUUUCCUUUUUUUUGUAAACGAAACACAAUAUCAGACAUCAGAAUUUUUUUCAUUUCUGUCACAGUUAAAGAUGAGAUUUCAAAUUAAGAAUUUGUAUCAAAUAGAUUGAAGGAAACACCUUGUUGUAAAUGUCCGUUUAGACUCAAUCUGGAUUGAAUUGGAUUGAAAUAAGUAAAAAAGGACGCAGCUAAAAAAAUGGUUUAAAUUAAGUGUACUAUAUUUAACAAAUGAAUUGAAAAAAGUUCACCUUGAAAACGUAGCAUUGAAAAAAAAACAUCUGAAACACACUCACACACACAUCCACAUCUAUUUAUAAUAGCAAGAAAUGGGAGGAAAAAUCAAUGAAUCAUACACACAAUCCAUAAAAUAGAUAUUAUAAAAUGAGCAAAAAAAAAAAUUAGUUGGAAUUAUUUAUUAUUAUUCAUUGCAAAACAACAAGCUCUGAAAAAUGUUAGCGAUUAAGUUUAGAAAACGUGAGAAAAAAAAACAUUUUUUUUUCCUCUUCGGAAUCUAUGAAAGAAACAAAAACACAAAAUACAAUUUAAGUCAAUGGACAAUGGCAAAGCAUAUAAGAUGUUAGAGUGAAAAAAAUCUACGACGACGAUUAAUUGAAAUACAGACAAAAAAAAUAAAUAAAUAAUUUAAAAUGGAAAAUAUAUUGAAGAUAUAUUUGAGUAAAAAUUUAACGAAAAGUAAUGAAAUAAACAAAAAACAAAAAAAUCCCUCGAUAAAUUUAGCGAAUGUAGUAGAUUUAUUGUACGCAAAUUUUUGAAUAUAAUCAAUUCUGUAUUUUUGUGAGAGAAAACAUUAA